Arachis stenosperma is the source of this 1005-nucleotide messenger RNA. RefSeq lists its product as uncharacterized. The record is from RefSeq and is a predicted model, not a curated record. Lineage: Eukaryota; Viridiplantae; Streptophyta; Magnoliopsida; Fabales; Fabaceae. Bases 1 to 1005 code for a protein of 334 amino acids. The transcript is spliced from 3 exons.
AUGCAAAAGAAGUACUGUUGGGAGAUAAGGAGGUACAAUGGUAGUCACACUUGUACCAGAUCUACUAUUUUUCAAAACCAUUCAAAACUGGAUUCCAAAACAGUUGCAGAAGUAAUUAAGCCGUUGGUAGAAGUUGACCCAUCUAUAAAGGUGAAAUCAGUCAUUACGAAAGUACAGUCAAAGUUUAACUACACUCUCAGUUAUUGCAAAGCAUGGUUAGCAAAGAAGAAGACGAAGGAGUCAAUUUUUGGAGGUUGGGAAGCAUCGUACGAAGCUUUGUCUAUAUGGUUUGAGGCCAUGUGUCACAAGGAGCCAUUAGCAGUGGACAUUCAGAUACUGCAAGCCAGUAGUGCAGGUGGACGGGACUCAUUUGUAAUUUUGUAUGGAAAAUACAAGGGUUGUUUGUUGGUUGCAGUCUUACAAGAUGGCAAUAACAAUAUCGUGCCUAUUGCAUUUGCCAUAGUGGAAGGAGAGACUUCUGAUGCAUGGUACUUUUUUCUAAGUAACUUGCGUCAAUAUGUGGUGACACGUGAUGGUGUAGAACUUAUCUCUAAUCGACACGAUUCUGUCAGGACAAUUCGGGAGUUCCAGAUGCGCUAUCAACGAUUACGCGAACAGGGUGAGACUUACACCAACUGGCUUGAUCGGAUCCCACGUGAGCAGUAUGCUUUGGCAUUUGAUGGUGGAUACCGAUGGGAUCAUAUGACCACCAAUCUUGUAGAGUGCAUUAACUCCGUCUUGAAGGGAUCACACGAUCUCCCAGUCAUUGCGCUUGUAAAGGCUACAUUUUACAGACUGAAUGAGUUGUUUACUAGAAAAAGAACCGAGGCUGAUGCUCGAAUUAAUGCUGGACAUGUGUUCUCUGAGCUGGUGACCUCCAAGUUGCAUGCAAAUCAACGAGCAUCGGAAAACAUACUGGUUAGUUGCUUUGACAGAGAAAAUGAAGUCUUUGAAGUACGUGAGAUGCCUAGUAGGGUUAAGUAUGCAGUUGACCUACGCCGAUAA